CUCGAUACUCACCAGCCCCACGACCACCACUUCCACCUUAGUCUAGCUGACCACCCUCACGCCUGGUACCUUGUUACGCCCUCAAGAUCUUGGUGACCGUGAAGGUUGUGACCGUGAUCACAGUGAAGGGCGUGGUGGUACAGCUUGCGAAGAGAGCAAGAAUUAGUGAUGGGUGUUACAGCCUGUGGUCGUAUCCACGGAGCAGACACCGACAAGGAGACAGUAUAAUUCUUCAGGGUCAACGAUACGAGUGUACGAGGCACAUGUUGGACCUGGGUUUGGUUAGACAUGAGCAGCUUGCUUAAACACCUGCCUUUGUCCCCUCCAACACCUGAGCAACUCGGCGCUACUAACACAGGCAAUUAUCUGGUACUUGAGAGUGGUGGAAAACAUCUGACUUAUUGUGGAGAGAUUUAGUUCUGUGUAGCAGGAGGUUGGUGUCGGUGCCAUGAUGGACGGAAUGAUGUUGGUGCGAGGCGGAAGAAGCAGCAGCGCGUCCUCCGCCGAGCGCUGUCUCCUCUUGGGUGCCCUCGCUUCUCACAUGGGCGUGCUGGACGCCAGGGAGAAUGACGCACAAACCAUCAUACGCAAAUCUGAACUAUGGGACGAAAUAACGAGGCAGUUCAACGCCAACACGUCGGCGCCGCGAUCACGACAGCAGAUCCAGACGCUGUACAAGAACAUGAAGGCCAAGGCUCGCAGGUACGAGGUGAGGCUCUCUGAGGUGUCGUCAGGGGUGCCGCCACCUGAUCCUGACCCCAUAUCAGAGAUGCUACUGGGUCUCCUGCACCAACAGCUGCAGCACCAGCGGCGCCACCUGCAGCACAUGGUCACCGCAGACACACACACGUCAAUGAGCGAGGACGCUCCCAAGGUCUCCCGGCACUACGAAAACACCUUUCUAACUCCUGAACAGAAUCGUGUGGUGACAGAGCAGCUAAGGAUGGUACUGGACGGCAUGGCAGACAUCCAGGUCUUCGUGAGUAAACGUGUGGUGUUUCCGGAUGAAAUCUGUGAAGCAGUCAUCCAGGUUAAGGCUGGCAAGAUUCGCCACAUCGCGAGACACAGCACAGACGUUACGACGUUCUCCCCGAGUCAGGUUGUGGACUGUGAGGAUCUGGUGUUGAUGCCUGGCGUGGUUGACUCCCACGUGCACGUCAACGAGCCCGGCCGGACCGCCUGGGAAGGCUUCAACUCCGCCACCAGAGCAGCAGCCGCCGGGGGCAUCACCACCAUUGUUGACAUGCCCCUGAACUCGAUCCCAGCGACGACGACACUAGAGGCGUGGAGAGUGAAGCUGACGGCGGCGGAGGGUCAGUGCUGGGUCGACGUCGGCUUCUGGGGCGGUGUUGUGCCUGGUAACGCCGGUGAACUCCGCAAGAUGGUUGACCACGGCAUCUGUGGGUUCAAGUGUUUCCUUGUUCACAGCGGCGUUGAUGAGUUUCCAAGUGUCACUUUCGAGCAAGUGUCAAAAGCUCUCCAGGAACUAGUUGGCACUCAGUCUAUUCUGCUGUUCCACGCUGAGUGCGACGUUGGCAAUACUGUUACUGAUGCAGACCGAUUAGGAUGUUACCAAACCUUUCUCAAGUCCCGACCCCAGGAAAUGGAGGAGGUGGCCAUAGAGCAGAUCAUCAGUCUUUGUGAACAGUUGAAGGUCCGGUGCCACAUUGUCCACCUGUCAGCGAGCAAGACUCUGCCCAUGAUCAGGAGGGCACAGGCCCGAGGUGUCCCCCUCAGUGUGGAGACGUGUCACCACUACCUCUCACUCUCUGAUGACCACAUCCCUGAUAACGCUACACAAUUCAAGUGUUGUCCACCGAUAAGAGAUACACACAAUCGGAAUGAGCUUUGGGAGGCCAUAAGGGACGGCACUAUCCAGCAGGUUGUGAGUGAUCACUCGCCCUGUACACCGGACCUCAAACAGCCUGGCAAGAUGAACUUCAUGGAAGCUUGGGGUGGAAUAGCGUCAUUGCAGUUUGGUCUUUCCCUCUUUUGGACUGAAGCCAGCGCUCGUGGGUUUACGGUGCAGGAUGUGGCGAGGUACCUGUGUGCGGGGCCAGCCAGCCAGGCCCGCCUGCACCACAGGAAGGGGGCCCUCGCCCUUGGUUAUGAUGCUGACUUUGUUGUCUGGAGUCCCACCGAGACGUAUACGAUUGAUGAAUCCAUCAUCCACCAUAAAAAUAAAAUAACCCCCUACAUGGGCAAGACUCUGAAAGGUAAAGUGUACAAAACGGUGCUACGCGGGAAAGUUAUAUUUGAUCACGGAAACUUCUGCUCGUCUACGCCCACUGGAACUUUUGUCUUUGCAUCAGAUAAGCUUAAUAAAAGUCUGAACGUCUAGACAAUUUUAUAUAAUGAUGAAAUACCAUUUUGUGGUCAGUGAUUCGCACAUCCAUUGCAAGAUAAUACUUGCUCGCCUAUCUAAUAAUAAUAAACUACUGGGAGCUGAUAUUCCGUGGCAACAGUACUCAUGGUAGUGGCAAUGAGAACUGAUGCUUAACGAGGAUACUUGCUCUAUAAUCUUAGCAAUACUGGGAAUAGCGAAAAAGUCAAUACCUAUCUUUCAAUAUGAUAGAACCAUUUUUUUGGUUAAAAACCAUGUAUUAUUUUUUUAUAUUAAAACUUAUAUUUGAAAGGAUUACAAAAAUGAAGUUUUCCUAGGCAUUUUUAAACUACUUUCCAUUGAGGAAGUAUUUCUGCCACUUAUAAGGCAGGUGAAGGUCUGCGAUUGACUGAAAGCAUAGAUAGCAGGACUGUUCUGUCAGAGCGAGAAGGGGCCCUAUGUAUGCUUCCAUUGGCAGAUGUGAGCCCUAGGGUGCACUCGGUCGUAAUCGAUUAUCAGUGACAGCUAAGCAUGGCGCUCUAUCCUGUCUCCUUAUUGCGUCACUGAAAUCAAAUAAAAGGCUCUGACAGUAGAUAUCAGAGUCCCAGCGGCACUGUUCAGGAGAGGAGAGAUGAUUAGGUGAAGCCAACUGGGACCUGAAUUGCUAAUCCAAAGGAGAAAAGAGCCCCCUGGAAAAGUCGUAAGUAGAUCUACACAGAUCAGAGGGUGAUGCGACAGCGGUCACGGGUUGCAAAUAACAGUUGUAGUAUUACUGAUGAACUGGCCCAGAAGCUACAGCUUCAUCACGAAGAAGAGAAUCCCUUUGGCAGAGUUUGAGACUACAUCACACAACAAUCCGUCGUCCCAUUAGAAGAAAGGUAUUAACAGCAAAGUAUUUCAUUUGCGUAGUGAAAAAUCUGUCCUUGGGGAGAAGGUACCCUAGAAGUAAUCACUUCAAAACCAUUACGUAAUUAGCGUUAUUAUCUACUCCUUAUCCAUGGUUAGGUUAGGUUUCGUUACGUUAAUAUGGUAUAUCAUUCUCAAACGUGAAGUAAGAAAUUUGAAAAAUUAGUAUCCCUUAGAAUGUGAUUUACAGAAAACCAAAUACUUCACUCCCGUUCUAAGAAAACGAGUUAAACAUAGACUACAUAUUAAAACAACGAUUUAUAGCAGUUAUAGCAUGAUGAUAAUGUGUGUUUAGGGGCAAAGGUUCAUUUGCCAGUUUACAAAUAGACUAUUAUUGGAACCGUAAUAUGCCUUCAGACCAUCACAAAUGGGUAGAUAAAUAUCCAGGUGUUUAACAAAGACGGCUGGCCAGUUGUUGGUAUUACUUCACCCUGAGACCGGCCCAAAUGAAAAGAUCUUCUCAUCCCUAAUGGUUAUUAAAACAGACUUGGACCUGAGUUAGCAAAUUAUUAAAGGAUCAUGUUAAGAUGCCUCCCUCUGGAACAGCGUUAUCAGGAGGAUAAUUUAACUUUGUUUAACAUGGUGAAGGUCGGUGUAGGAGCGUCAAGACCCCGUCGCAGCAAUGGAAGAAUCUGAGAUUUUUUUAUUUUAUUUUAUUUAUUUUAUUUGUACAAGAGUUCUUACAUUCUUCUAAAGCCACUAGCACUAAGGUCCUUAAUGUAAACGGCACUAGCGUUUCGGGCAGGUCCUUAUCCUAAUUUUUCCCCAGAAUACGACUCGCCAAAUCAUUUAACAACCGGUUGCCCAUUCACUUUGUGUGAACAGAGGCUAUAGUUAAGGAUUGGCGCCCGGUCAAUCCUACCCGGCCAGGAUACGAACCCAGGCAAAGUGAUUCAGAAACAAGUAGUGUAUUGUGAGGACUAAUAAUAAACAGAAGCUCCCC
Molecule: messenger RNA, 4172 nt
Organism: Procambarus clarkii (red swamp crayfish)
Lineage: Eukaryota; Metazoa; Arthropoda; Malacostraca; Decapoda; Cambaridae
Product: allantoinase
Biological process (GO): purine nucleobase catabolic process; allantoin catabolic process
Cellular component (GO): cytoplasm
Molecular function (GO): cobalt ion binding; allantoinase activity; zinc ion binding
Source: RefSeq, a predicted model, not a curated record